Messenger RNA from Neopelma chrysocephalum (saffron-crested tyrant-manakin), 2325 nucleotides. RefSeq names its product chromosome unknown C22orf15 homolog (gene CUNH22orf15). NCBI's taxonomy places the organism in Eukaryota, Metazoa, Chordata, Aves, Passeriformes, Pipridae. The record is from RefSeq and is a predicted model, not a curated record. The transcript has 6 exons. The coding region runs from base 298 to 828 and encodes 176 amino acids.
CGGUGGUGGCGCUGAAUUUUGUGGGAUUUCUGUGGGAAAAUCCUUCAUCUUUCUGUGUGAAAACGUCCUUGUAAAGGACCCACAGCUGCAGGAGACUUGGGAACCUGCAGGGGCCAUUCCUUGUUGCUGGGAAAUCUGGCUACUGAAACCACAACAGCGUCAGUGGCAAACACAGCCUGUUCCCUGGGCACUCCAGAAGCUCCCACCACUGCCUGCAGGAAGGCACCCGGCACGAGCAGCCCCUCAGCACAGGCCUGGGCCCCCACCAAAGGAGAGCAGCUCUGGGAGAGGAAAACCAUGUUCAUCACAGUGAGAUACGGAGCCAAUUGCCAAGUGAUGGUGAACCUGCAGUGCUCUGUUCUGAUCCUCACAACUCACCUGAAGAGGAAGUGUCAGUGCAGGCCUGAAGGCUCAUGCUGGCCACACAGGGACACACUGGGCUUCCUUCACCAUGUGUCUCUCCCUCCAGACUGCAUCGAUCUUCUGGAUGAAACAGGCACCCUGAUGAACCUGAGCAAAGUGGAAAACCCUGCAUCCGAAUACACCAGUAAAUACCUCCGGGAAAGGGAGCACUACAUCCUCAUCAGAGUCAUCCGAGACAAAAACUCUGAAGCCACCUCCUAUGAAUCCUUGCUAGAGGACCUGGAGAAACACUACCCUGACCUAACAGAUCGGCUGCAGCAGCUCUCGGCAAAGACCCAGAGGAGAGACCAGUGGAGGAAGGGAACCUCGCAGAGGAAGGCUCAACCCCACACCAGCACCCAGUUAAGGAACAGAACCACCUCAAAGAAGAAGAGGGGCUCAGAGUUCAAGAAGACCCCUAAAUGACGAAGAGACCCAUUCCUGGUCACACGCACAGCACAGCCACCACCAGGACUCAGCCACCUCCCCAGCUUAUUCCAAGUUCAGCAAGAGUCCCCUGCUACUGAGAUCCUCUUCCCGGGGUGCCCUGCUCCUCAAAGGUUCACACUACCACAUCCAAAGCUGCAUCCUGACAAACCAGGCAAAUACAGCGCCACAGCCAGGCACAAGCAGCAUCCAGGGGGUCACUCAUGUUCCCAUGGCAUGGCCUGCACUCUCCAGUAAGAAGAACCUGCACCUCCUUUCAACCCCGCUGCACCAGCAGCCAGAGGAACGUGCACCCAGAUCACUGGAUGGACCGGCUUUCCACACAAUCACCACACUGGCAGUGCCUUCUAGAGACUCUCCACUGUGGUCACCAGGAAAGGCUGUUCCAGAGACAGCCCAUCUCCACAACUACAGAAGCAGCUCUUUGCCAAGAUGGGUCAAAGACAGAACAGACCUGCUGCAGAUGCUCCUGCUGGUUUUCCUUAACAGCUUCUCCACCCAGACCAGCACACACCAACAUUACAUCUAUUUCUGAAAUGGAGUUAACUUCAGAGUGGUUCUCCCCUGCUCACACUGGGACAGUUCAGGACACAGAGCACUUUGGCUUUGAAUCUCUGACAUCUACUUUUUCCCUUGGCUGUUUCUCAGGAGAGCACAAGGCACCCCAAUAAGGCCAGAUAGAGCUAAGAACAUUAUCUACCAAGAAUUUAGAUUAUGACAUUUAGAAGUGGCAGGACUUUCAACACCAGCCUCCAAUAUCUGCUGCCAGCAUUUACCAUCUAGAUCUGGAUUUCCUCACAGAUCCCAGCUGAGAACUUGUCCAGUAUUCAACAGUCAGAGGUCAAAAGGUUAAUAGACUCAUUCUGCCAUGAAAAUGCAUCAGUUAAGCAUCUGAAAGUGUCAUGGUUUCACUGCUGUGCCACCAAAACUCCAUCUGAAGCCUCAAAAUUCUCUUUUACACCAACAUAAAGAACAGGGUGCUCUGCCAGAGGCCAGCCUGAGGGCAGCACUCAUGAGACUGUUCUGCCAAGGUGACUGUAAGAGGAAAACAGCUCCAAACUUCACCUGUUGCCGGUGACCUUGAGAACAUUGCAUAAUCUGCUAAAGCUUUUAAGUAAGAUCAGCCAACUGUACCCAAGGUCCCAUAGCCAGACAGGUCACACUGUCUUAGCUCUAAGUCAGAACAGCUCUCCAAGAAGAGGAUAUCUAUAGAAAAAUAAUUUGUUACUAAAAAUACUCUAGACACAUCUUGGAUUACCUCUCUCCAGCCUCUCCUCUGCCUGGAGGGCAGCCAGUGCAGCCUCAGCUGAGGUCUGGAUCUCUUUUUGCCAAGUCAUGCAGGCUCUGUCCUUGCUAGGCUGCACCUCCUAUUUGCAGGGAACACACAGUAGUGCCUUGUCCUUUAAGCAGCUGAUACUGUUAACAUUUUGGCAGCUUAAUUUUAGCUUGAGAAUUAAAUAAAGAACGUGCACAAGU